Trichophyton verrucosum HKI 0517 is the source of this 3141-nucleotide messenger RNA. RefSeq lists its product as uncharacterized. Lineage: Eukaryota; Fungi; Ascomycota; Eurotiomycetes; Onygenales; Arthrodermataceae. Gene Ontology annotation, molecular function: protein binding. Gene Ontology annotation, biological process: SCF-dependent proteasomal ubiquitin-dependent protein catabolic process. The record is from RefSeq and is a predicted model, not a curated record. Gene Ontology annotation, cellular component: SCF ubiquitin ligase complex. The coding region runs from base 1 to 3141 and encodes 1046 amino acids. The transcript is spliced from 4 exons.
AUGGCUGGGGGUCAGCAGGAAGAUGAGCUCGAGUCAUUUCGACGCCAGUGGCUGGAGGAAGUCCGCACAAGACACCCGCCACCGCCGGCUCAAUCGCAACAGCAGCCGGCGUCAGAAGCCAGACCGGCAGAGCGGCGGAAGUCGCUGCAGCCACGGCCACAGGCAUCAAUACAGCUUCCACAGGAUCUGGCAGAUGAGGCGGAUGAGGAUGGCUAUACCAAGAUUGACACGUCCGAGCUAGAUGGGGAGUUCAAGUCGUUGGAGCUGGGAAGCCAGAAAACUGAGGAGAAAGCGCCCCAGUCAGCCCUCGAGCAUUUUGAGCGAGCCAUUGAGAAAGAGGACCAAGGCAGGUUGGGAGACAGUCUGAGCUUGUACCGCAAGGCUUACCGUCUCGAUGCCAAAGUUGACCAAGCAUACCGGGAAAAGCAUCAUGCCAAUGCCAAACCAUAUAUGCCACCAGCAGCACCGGCCUCAGGCUCGACACAACCGUCAGCAGGAGAAAAGGUAGAUAUUGCGUCAUUUGCCAGUCUGCCAAUUCUCCCCGCGGAUCCAAUUAUAGAAAACACACCUCCUCCGCCGUGCCCGAUUGCCCGUCUGCCCUCGGAGGUACUGAUAGAGAUACUGAAGCAUGUAGCCCUGCUUGACCCUGCUCUGUUCUUUCGAUUGUCCCUUGUGUGCAAGCGCCUAGCCUACCAUUUUAUGCAUGAACAACAUAUAUGGCGUCGACUCUGUCAGGGAACCGAGUUCGGUCUCGCUUCCAUGCAUUAUUCCUUUGCCUGUCAGAUCAAUGGCUCACCUAUCGACAAAGGCUACGUCCUCGGCUCAGACUCAGACUCAGAAUCGGAUUCUCAGAUUGUCCAUUCGCACCCGUUCACAGCACAGAUAACGGCUACUAUACCUAAACCGCUCACCAGCUGGUCCCAUGUUUUCCAGGCUUUUCCUCGACUGCGUUUCACAGGUAUCUACCUCAGUACAGUCAAUUAUAUGCGCCCGGGUGCAAACUCAGCCAUGCAGAGCGUUUCAUGGAACUCGCCCAUCCAUAUAGUCACCUACUAUCGAUAUCUACGCUUUUAUCCCGAUGGUACUGUGUUGUCACUACUUUCCACUACAGAACCAGUCGAAGUUGUCCAUCACCUCUCAAGAGAAAACAUAGACCUCUUGGCCGCUAGCUCCGCCGGACGGAAACAUACAAGGCACAUCUCAGACACCCCGGCUCCUGCACCUCAGGCAAUCUCAACAGCAAGUCCAAUGCCACCUACUGCUGCGGCUGCGUUAAAGCACACUUUGCGUGGACGAUGGAGACUUGCCCCGCCAACUCUUAGCCAUACGGGCCCGGCACCCACAAACCCUGAUUCAACAAGUGGCCAGCCUUCCAACCGCCAGCACACAAGCGCUGAGCCCCCAUCCGCCUCCACGUCGGACCCACGGGAUCUGUUCAUCGAGACUGAAGGCGUAGACCCGAAGUAUACUUAUUCAAUGCAUCUUAGCUUCCGCUCUGCGGGCUCGCAUAAAUCGAAAAACACAAAACUUGCAUGGAAGGGCUUCUGGAGUUACAACCGUCUCACUGACGACUGGGCCGAGUUCACGCUCAGGAAUGAUCGCGCUUUUGUCUUUAGACGGGUUAGAGGCUGGGGGCUGCCGAUUGUACACCACUUGUUUGAUGUGAUGGUUGGAGAUACGGUCCCGAAUCCCGAAGUACCCGUUGAGAAUGGGGUCGUCGAUAAGCCUUCGGCAGACCCACCGGCCAUUGAAGAACCUUUGGCUCAGGAACCACCCGCUCCGGAGCCGACUAUAGUACAGGACACCACGGAACUUACCGCCAGAAAGUUGAACACACAAGUAGAGGAAACGAAGAUCGAAGUAUCUCCAAAGGCUGAACCGACAACCAAUAAGUUAGCCUCAGAGUCAACUUCUACAGAGUCAACAGCCACUGAGCAAACGUCCAAUGAGCUGGUGACUGCUAAGUCUUCAACUCCAGACACGACUGCUACAGAGUCCACUUCUAAAGAUUUUACAUCAGAAGCUUCAAAACCCAAGGAACCCUUUACCCUCCCUCUCCUAAGAGGCAAGAUCACACUUGAGGAUGCUCUCGUUCAGGAGGAGGACAUGCUUAUUCGACUUUCUUUGGUUGACAAGCGAUUUGAUUUCUUUCUGUGGAUAGUUCAACAUAAGAAAGAGAUCCAAGAACUAGUUUCAUUCCAACUGGGCCUAAGUUCACCAGAGCAAUGUCGUGUUGGCGAGGUUAGAGAGUGGCUUCACGGCAGUUUCAACGUUUGCGUCCCCAUUUAUGUGAACAAAGGGGUAACUCCAACUGAGAAGCGACUUCUAAUUCGCUUUCCAUUACCAUACAAAAUUGGAGAGACCAAUUAUCCGGGAAAUGCGGACGAGAAACUUCGUUGCGAGGUUGCAACCUACGUAUGGAUGCAGGAAAACUGUCCCGAUGUUCCCAUACCAAAGUUAUGGGGUUUUGGAUUUGUCGAUGGCCAAACGCCAAACUCCAUGAAUGACGAAGAGGACGGUCGUUCCCAGAUGGCCAAUCUUGCUAUGAUGCGAACGGUACUCUCUGACUAUACAAGCCGUGACGUCCGCCACGGACCGUUCUUCUUCCAACUGACAGACCUUCACCAGAGCAACAUAUUUGUUGAUGAGGAUUGGCACAUCAGGUAUAUGAUUGACCUCGAGUGGGCAUGCUCGCUCCCAGUGGAGCAUCUAUUUCCCCCCUGGUGGAUGUCAGGCCGCUUUGUGGAUGGGCUUACGGACGAGCAUCUGGAGGUUUUUACCAACACUUAUAAAGAGUUCGCCGAUAUUUUCGAGGAGGAGGAGAGGUUACUGGCGCCUUCCCCUAUUAAUGGAAUUGAGCUGUAUCGCACAAGUAUCAUGAGGAGAGGGCUGAGUAAGGGGACGUUUUGGUAUUUGUCCUCACUCGACAGCCCGAAAGGGUUAUAUAACUUGUUUCACCAACAUAUUCAGCCACGAUAUGCUCAAGAUCAUCGAAAAGGCUCAGAAUAUCCAAAAAUUACGUACAAAUACUGGGCUGCUGAUGCGGACGAAGUCUUAUCUACAAAGAUGAAGGACAAAGAGGUAUAUGAUGAGAAACUAAGGGAGCUCUUCCGGAAAUCUGCUAACGAAGAGUCGUCUUGA